GCAGUAACCAUGUGGAUGUGCUGCUGAAGCGUUUCCUCAAGCUCGCUGGGGUGGGAGGAGAGGAGGAGGAGGAGGAGGAGGUGGAGGAGGAGGAGGCAGGGGGAGGAGAGAGAAGGCGCACGCCGAGAGGAGGUGUGGGUGUUCCGCUUCCAUCCUAACGGAACGAGCUCCCUCUUCGCGGACAUGGGAUUACCCGGCGGCUGCUAACCCCUCUCCUCGCCCUGCUCCCCCAAACCGGCGUGGCUCCCCGGGCACCAAGGAGCUGACUCCAGAGGAGCAGGAUUUGCACCCCUGGCUGAGCCUGUUUUGGCAACAGAGUGCCUGACUCCGGUCAGGAUUUUCGAGAAAGACAUGUCUGACAAAAUGUCUAGUUUUCUACAUAUUGGAGACAUUUGUUCUCUGUACGCCGAAGGAUCGACAAAUGGAUUUAUUAGCACCUUGGGCCUGGUUGAUGAUCGUUGUGUUGUACAGCCAGAAACCGGGGACCUUAACAAUCCACCUAAGAAAUUCAGAGACUGCCUCUUUAAGCUAUGUCCCAUGAACCGCUACUCCGCCCAGAAGCAGUUCUGGAAAGCCGCGAAGCCAGGGGCCAACAGCACGACAGAUGCAGUGCUGCUCAACAAACUGCACCAUGCUGCAGACUUGGAAAAGAAGCAGAAUGAGACAGAAAACAGGAAAUUGCUGGGGACUGUAAUCCAGUAUGGCAAUGUGAUCCAGCUCCUACAUUUGAAAAGUAAUAAAUACCUAACUGUGAAUAAGAGGCUUCCGGCCCUGCUGGAGAAGAACGCCAUGAGAGUGACAUUGGACGAGGCCGGAAACGAAGGCUCCUGGUUUUAUAUCCAGCCGUUCUACAAGCUGCGGUCCAUCGGAGACAGCGUGGUCAUAGGUGACAAGGUGGUCCUGAACCCCGUCAAUGCCGGUCAGCCCCUGCACGCCAGCAGCCACCAGCUGGUAGAUAACCCAGGCUGCAACGAGGUCAAUUCCGUCAACUGCAACACCAGCUGGAAAAUUGUCCUUUUCAUGAAAUGGAGUGAUAACAAAGAUGACAUACUAAAGGGAGGUGACGUGGUGAGGCUGUUCCACGCUGAGCAGGAGAAGUUUCUCACCUGUGACGAGCACAGGAAGAAGCAGCACGUCUUCCUGCGAACCACGGGCCGGCAGUCAGCCACGUCUGCCACCAGCUCCAAAGCCCUGUGGGAGGUGGAGGUGGUCCAGCAUGACCCAUGUCGGGGCGGAGCUGGCUAUUGGAACAGCCUCUUCCGUUUCAAACACCUGGCCACAGGGCAUUACUUAGCAGCAGAGGUAGACCCUGACUUUGAGGAAGAAUGCCUGGAGUAUCAGCCCUCAGUGGACCCUGAUCAGGAUGCAUCUCGAAGCAGGUUACGAAAUGCCCAAGAAAAGAUGGUGUACUCCCUGGUCUCUGUGCCCGAAGGCAAUGACAUCUCCUCCAUUUUUGAGCUAGACCCCACCACUCUCCGUGGAGGUGAUAGCCUUGUCCCAAGGAACUCCUAUGUUCGACUCAGACACCUGUGUACUAAUACCUGGGUUCACAGCACAAAUAUUCCUAUUGACAAGGAAGAAGAAAAACCCGUGAUGCUGAAAAUUGGCACCUCCCCCGUGAAGGAGGAUAAGGAAGCCUUCGCCAUAGUUCCAGUUUCUCCAGCUGAAGUUCGGGACCUGGACUUUGCCAAUGAUGCCAGCAAGGUGCUGGGCUCCAUCGCGGGGAAGCUGGAGAAGGGCACCAUCACCCAGAAUGAACGAAGGUCUGUAACCAAGCUGCUGGAAGAUUUGGUUUACUUUGUCACCGGUGGAACUAAUUCUGGCCAAGACGUGCUUGAAGUGGUCUUUUCCAAACCCAACAGAGAACGGCAGAAACUGAUGAGAGAACAGAAUAUUCUCAAGCAGAUCUUCAAGCUGCUACAGGCCCCCUUCACAGACUGCGGCGACGGCCCGAUGCUCCGGCUGGAGGAGCUUGGGGACCAGCGGCACGCUCCCUUCAGACACAUCUGCAGGCUCUGCUACCGGGUGCUGAGACACUCGCAGCAAGACUACAGGAAGAACCAGGAGUAUAUAGCCAAGCAAUUUGGCUUCAUGCAGAAGCAGAUUGGCUAUGACGUGUUGGCCGAAGACACUAUCACUGCCCUGCUCCAUAAUAAUCGGAAACUCCUGGAAAAACACAUCACUGCAGCAGAGAUUGACACGUUUGUCAGUCUGGUGCGAAAGAACAGGGAGCCCAGAUUCUUAGAUUACCUCUCUGACCUCUGCGUCUCCAUGAACAAAUCGAUUCCAGUGACCCAGGAACUGAUAUGCAAAGCUGUGCUGAAUCCCACCAACGCCGACAUCCUCAUCGAGACCAAGUUGGUUCUUUCUCGUUUUGAAUUUGAAGGCGUGUCUACAGGAGAGAAUGCUCUGGAGGCAGGUGAAGAUGAGGAAGAGGUGUGGCUGUUCUGGAGGGACAGCAACAAAGAGAUUCGCAGUAAGAGUGUACGGGAACUGGCGCAGGAUGCCAAGGAAGGGCAGAAGGAAGACCGAGAUGUUCUCAGCUACUACAGGUAUCAGCUGAACCUCUUUGCUAGGAUGUGUCUGGACCGCCAGUACUUGGCCAUCAACGAAAUUUCAGGCCAGCUGGACGUAGAUCUCAUUCUCCGCUGCAUGUCUGACGAGAACCUGCCCUACGACCUGAGGGCGUCCUUCUGCCGUCUCAUGCUUCACAUGCACGUGGACCGGGAUCCCCAGGAGCAGGUCACGCCCGUGAAAUACGCCCGCCUCUGGUCGGAGAUUCCCUCUGAGAUCGCCAUCGAUGACUAUGAUAGUAGUGGAGCUUCCAAAGAUGAAAUUAAGGAGAGGUUUGCUCAGACCAUGGAAUUUGUGGAGGAGUAUUUAAGAGAUGUGGUUUGUCAGAGGUUUCCUUUCUCUGAUAAGGAGAAAAAUAAGCUUACGUUUGAGGUUGUAAAUUUAGCUAGGAAUCUCAUAUACUUUGGUUUCUACAACUUCUCUGACCUUCUGCGAUUAACCAAGAUCCUCCUGGCCAUAUUGGACUGUGUGCACGUGACGACGAUCUUCCCCAUCAGCAAGAUGGCGAAAGGAGAAGAGAAUAAAGGUAACAAUGAUGUGGAGAAGCUGAAGAGCAGUAACGUGAUGAGGUCUAUUCACGGAGUGGGAGAACUGAUGACCCAGGUGGUGCUCCGGGGAGGAGGCUUUUUGCCCAUGACUCCCAUGGCUGCCGCCCCCGAGGGCAACGUGAAGCAGGCAGAGCCGGAGAAGGAGGACAUCAUGGUUAUGGACACCAAGCUGAAGAUCAUUGAGAUACUCCAGUUUAUUUUGAAUGUGAGGUUGGAUUAUAGGAUCUCCUGCCUCCUGUGUAUAUUUAAACGGGAGUUUGAUGAAAGCAAUUCCCAGACUUCGGAAACAUCCUCCGGAAACAGCAGCCAAGAAGGGCCCAGUAACGUACCAGGUGCUCUUGACUUUGAACACAUUGAAGAGCAAGCAGAAGGCAUCUUUGGAGGAAGUGAGGAGAACACCCCACUGGACCUGGAUGAUCAUGGCGGCCGAACCUUCCUCCGCGUCUUGCUCCACUUGACAAUGCACGACUACCCGCCCCUGGUGUCAGGGGCCCUGCAGCUUCUCUUUCGGCACUUCAGUCAGAGGCAGGAGGUGCUCCAGGCCUUCAAACAGGUUCAACUGCUGGUUACCAGCCAAGACGUGGACAACUACAAACAGAUCAAACAAGACUUGGAUCAGCUGAGGUCCAUCGUGGAAAAGUCAGAGCUCUGGGUAUACAAAGGGCAGGGCCCCGAUGAGACCAUGGAUGGUGUGUCUGGUGAAAAUGAGCAUAAGAAAACAGAGGAGGGGAAUAACAAGUCGCAAAAGCAUGAAAGCACCAGCAGCUACAACUACAGAGUGGUCAAGGAGAUCUUGAUUCGACUCAGCAAACUCUGUGUCCAGGAGAGCGCGACCGUGCGGAAGAGCAGGAAGCAGCAGCAGCGACUGCUGCGGAACAUGGGCGCGCACGCCGUGGUGCUGGAGCUGCUGCAGAUUCCCUACGAGAAGGCCGAAGAUACCAAGAUGCAGGAGAUAAUGAGGCUGGCUCAUGAAUUUCUGCAGAAUUUCUGCGCGGGCAACCAGCAGAAUCAAGCUUUGCUACAUAAACACAUAAACCUGUUUCUCAACCCAGGGAUCCUGGAGGCACUCACGAUGCAGCACAUCUUCAUGAAUAACUUCCAGCUUUGCAGUGAGAUCAACGAGAGAGUUGUUCAGCAUUUCGUUCACUGCAUAGAAACUCACGGCCGGAACGUCCAGUACAUAAAGUUCUUGCAGACGAUUGUCAAGGCAGAAGGGAAAUUUAUUAAGAAGUGCCAAGAUAUGGUCAUGGCUGAGCUGGUCAAUUCAGGAGAGGACGUCCUUGUGUUCUACAACGACAGAGCCUCUUUCCAGACUCUGAUCCAGAUGAUGCGGUCGGAGCGGGACCGGAUGGAUGAGAAUAGCCCUCUCAUGUACCACAUCCACUUGGUCGAGCUCUUGGCUGUAUGCACAGAGGGCAAGAACGUCUACACGGAGAUAAAGUGCAACUCCCUGCUCCCCCUGGAUGACAUCGUUCGCGUGGUCACCCACGAGGACUGCAUCCCCGAGGUUAAAAUUGCAUACAUUAACUUCCUGAAUCACUGCUAUGUGGAUACUGAGGUGGAAAUGAAGGAGAUUUACACCAGCAAUCACAUGUGGAAAUUGUUCGAGAAUUUCCUUGUAGACAUCUGCAGGGCCUGUAACAACACAAGUGACAGGAAACACGCCGACUCAAUUCUGGAGAAGUACGUGACCGAAAUUGUCAUGAGUAUUGUGACUACCUUCUUCAGCUCUCCCUUCUCAGACCAGAGUACGACUUUGCAGACGCGCCAGCCCGUCUUUGUGCAGCUGCUGCAAGGCGUGUUCAGGGUUUACCACUGCAACUGGCUGAUGCCGAGUCAGAAAGCCUCCGUGGAGAGCUGCAUUCGGGUGCUCUCUGAUGUAGCCAAGAGCCGGGCCAUUGCCAUUCCUGUGGACCUGGACAGCCAAGUCAACAACCUCUUCCUGAAAUCCCACAACAUUGUGCAGAAAACAGCCAUGAACUGGCGGCUAUCCGCCCGCAAUGCCGCUCGCAGAGACUCUGUUUUGGCCGCUUCCAGAGACUACCGGAACAUCAUUGAGCGAUUGCAGGACAUCGUCUCUGCGCUGGAGGACCGUCUCAGGCCCCUGGUGCAGGCAGAGUUAUCUGUGCUGGUGGACGUUCUCCACAGACCCGAGCUGCUUUUCCCGGAGAACACAGACGCCAGAAGGAAAUGCGAAAGUGGCGGUUUCAUUUGCAAGUUAAUAAAGCAUACUAAACAGCUGCUGGAGGAAAAUGAGGAGAAGCUCUGCAUUAAAGUCCUACAGACCCUCAGGGAAAUGAUGACCAAAGACAGAGGAUAUGGAGAAAAGGGUGAGGCACUCAGGCAAAUUUUGGUCAACCGUUACUAUGGAAACAUCAGACCUUCAGGAAGAAGAGAGAGCCUUACCAGCUUUGGCAAUGGCCCACUAUCACCAGGAGGACCCAGCAAGCCUGGGGGAGGAGGGGGAGGUUCCGGAUCCAGUUCCACGAGCAGGGGUGAGAUGAGCCUGGCUGAGGUUCAGUGUCACCUUGACAAGGAGGGGGCCUCCAAUCUGGUAAUCGACCUCAUAAUGAACGCGUCCAGUGACCGAGUGUUCCAUGAAAGCAUUCUCCUGGCCAUUGCCCUUCUGGAAGGAGGCAACACCACCAUACAGCACUCCUUUUUUUGCCGGUUGACAGAAGAUAAGAAGUCAGAGAAAUUCUUUAAGGUCUUUUACGACCGAAUGAAGGUGGCCCAGCAAGAAAUCAAAGCCACGGUGACAGUGAACACCAGUGACUUGGGAAAUAAAAAGAAAGAUGAUGAGGCGGACAGGGAGGCUCCCACACGGAAAAAAGCUAAAGAGCCCACGACACAGAUAACGGAAGAGGCUCGGGAUCAGCUCCUGGAGGCAUCCGCUGCCACCAGGAAGGCCUUCAGCACCUUCAGGAGGGAGGCCGACCCCGACGACCACUACCAGGCCGGGGAGGGCACCCAGGCCACGGCCGACAAGACCAAGGACGACCUGGAGAUGAGCGCGGUCAUCACCAUCAUGCAGCCCAUCCUCCGCUUCCUGCAGCUCCUGUGCGAAAACCACAACCGAGACCUGCAGAACUUCCUUCGUUGCCAAAAUAACAAGACCAACUACAACUUGGUGUGUGAGACGCUGCAGUUUCUGGACUGCAUUUGUGGAAGCACGACUGGAGGCCUUGGUCUUCUCGGAUUGUAUAUAAACGAAAAGAACGUAGCUCUUAUCAACCAAACCCUGGAGAGUCUGACCGAAUACUGCCAAGGACCUUGCCACGAGAACCAGAACUGCAUAGCCACCCAUGAAUCCAAUGGCAUCGACAUCAUCACAGCCCUGAUUCUUAAUGACAUCAACCCUUUGGGAAAGAAGAGGAUGGACCUUGUGUUAGAACUGAAGAACAAUGCCUCCAAGUUGCUCCUGGCCAUAAUGGAAAGCAGGCAUGACAGUGAAAACGCAGAGAGGAUUCUUUAUAACAUGAGGCCCAAGGAACUGGUGGAAGUGAUCAAGAAAGCCUACAUGCAAGGUGAAGUGGAAUUUGAGGAUGGGGAAAAUGGUGAGGACGGAGCUGCCUCCCCCAGGAACGUGGGGCACAACAUCUACAUACUAGCUCAUCAGUUGGCUCGACAUAACAAAGAACUUCAGAGCAUGCUGAAACCUGGUGGCCAAGUGGACGGAGAUGAAGCGCUGGAGUUUUAUGCCAAGCACACGGCACAGAUAGAGAUUGUCAGAUUAGACCGAACAAUGGAACAGAUCGUCUUUCCCGUGCCCAGCAUAUGUGAAUUUCUAACCAAGGAGUCCAAACUACGAAUUUACUACACCACAGAGAGGGACGAGCAAGGCAGCAAAAUCAACGACUUCUUCCUACGCUCCGAAGACCUCUUCAACGAGAUGAACUGGCAGAAGAAACUGAGAGCCCAGCCCGUGCUGUACUGGUGCGCACGCAACAUGUCCGUCUGGAGCAGCAUCUCCUUCAACCUGGCCGUCCUGAUGAAUCUGCUUGUGGCAUUUUUCUACCCAUUCAAAGGAGUCCGAGGAGGAACACUGGAGCCACACUGGUCAGGACUCCUGUGGACGGCCAUGCUCAUCUCUCUGGCCAUCGUCAUCGCCCUUCCUAAGCCCCAUGGCAUCCGGGCCUUAAUUGCCUCCACAAUUCUACGAUUGAUAUUUUCAGUUGGGUUACAACCCACGUUGUUUCUUCUGGGAGCUUUCAACGUCUGCAAUAAAAUCAUCUUUCUAAUGAGCUUUGUGGGCAACUGUGGCACGUUCACCAGGGGCUACCGAGCCAUGGUUCUGGAUGUCGAGUUCCUUUAUCAUUUGUUAUACCUGCUGAUCUGCGCCAUGGGGCUCUUUGUCCACGAAUUCUUCUACAGUUUGCUGCUCUUUGAUUUAGUGUACAGAGAAGAGACCUUGCUUAAUGUCAUUAAAAGUGUCACCCGCAAUGGACGGUCUAUCAUCUUGACAGCGGUUCUGGCUCUGAUCCUGGUUUACCUGUUCUCAAUAGUGGGCUAUCUUUUCUUCAAGGAUGAUUUUAUCUUGGAAGUAGAUAGGUUGCCCAACGAAACAGCUGUUCCAGAAACCAGCGAGAGUUUGGCAAAUGAGUUCCUGUUCUCUGAUGUGUGCAGGGUGGAGACUGGGGAGAACUGUUCCUCUCCUGCACCCAAAGAAGAGCUGGUCCCCGUGGAGGAGACGGAGCAGGAUAAGGAGCACACGUGUGAGACGCUGCUGAUGUGCAUCGUUACUGUACUGAGUCACGGGCUGCGGAGCGGGGGCGGAGUGGGCGACGUGCUCAGGAAGCCAUCCAAAGAGGAACCCCUCUUUGCUGCUAGAGUGAUUUACGACCUCUUGUUCUUCUUUAUGGUCAUCAUCAUCGUCCUUAACCUGAUUUUUGGGGUUAUCAUUGACACUUUUGCCGACCUGAGGAGUGAGAAGCAGAAGAAGGAAGAGAUCUUAAAGACCACGUGCUUUAUCUGUGGCUUGGAAAGAGACAAGUUUGACAACAAGACUGUCACCUUUGAAGAGCACAUCAAGGAAGAACACAACAUGUGGCACUAUCUGUGCUUCAUCGUCCUGGUGAAAGUAAAGGACUCCACGGAAUACACCGGGCCUGAGAGUUACGUGGCAGAGAUGAUCAAGGAAAGAAAUCUUGACUGGUUCCCCAGGAUGAGAGCCAUGUCCUUGGUCAGCAGCGACUCCGAGGGAGAACAGAAUGAGCUGAGGAACCUGCAGGAGAAGCUGGAGUCCACCAUGAAGCUUGUCACUAACCUUUCUGGCCAGCUGUCAGAACUGAAGGAUCAGAUGACAGAACAAAGGAAGCAGAAACAAAGAAUUGGUCUUCUAGGACAUCCUCCUCACAUGAAUGUCAACCCACAGCAACCAGCCUAAGCAAAUGAAAUAAAGGAAUUGUAUACCUUUUAUAAUUAUUAUUAGUGUGGGUAUGGCUAAUUAGUUCUGAUUCACCCACUAAGGUUACAUUUAUGCUUAGUACAUUUGUAAAUACUCAGUUUUAUACUGUAUGUAUAUGAUUGCUACUCUAAAGGUUUGGAUAUAUGUAUUGUAAUUAGAAUUGUUGGCAUGAUGACAUUUCAUUUGUGCCAAAAAUAUUAAAAAUACCUUUUUUGGAAGGACUAAAGAAAGCACCUGAUUUGCACUUGAACCAUAUUAUAGAUUUAAAAGUAUAUGACAUGUAUUUUGUAUUUAAAACUAGAAUAGCCAGUAUUUAUGUUUUUUAUAAAACUGUGCAAUACAAAUUAUGCAAUCACAAUAAAUUUGUAACUCCCGAGUGUUCUAAAGGGAGUGCAUAUCUUUGAAGCUGGUGUGUUAAUACUAUGUAAUAAAUGGUUAAAUAUCAAACGAUGCUGCUGCCAAAAUUAUAUUACUAGUGAGUUUCAGGCCCCUGGGCGUUUUGUACCAUAUAAUUAUCCUAUGGUGAUGCUGUUUCUCGUUGCUAGUGGCAUUAGUGCCAACGUCUCAGUGAUGAUGCUCCAAGUCUAUGAACUGUUAAAUCAGCAUUCAUUUUAAGAAAAGCAACUUUAGUUUCAAAGAUACUUUUAAGCUUCUAAAUUGAUCAUUUAAAAUAUUUCUUUAAGUAAGAGGGCCAAAUUAGAGGCUCAUACUUUAGCUUGUGAAGAAGAUAAUGAAUUUUUUUAAAGGGAACUUUUUAUGCAAUGUUCAGGAUAAACGCAUAUUGCUGGCCAAUCAGUGUCAUCUCCUGGGUGAAUAUUGAUGUCACGUUGUAAAGAAAUGAAUAAUUGAGGGUUUCUAGAUUAUCUAGUCCAAACAAUAGUUUAUUUUGUUCUUCAUCUGAACCAACAUGCUACAGUAGCUAAGAAGUAUUAAAACUAUAUACAUCCAUAUAAAGAUUAUCCCAUUAGAAGUCAUAGUUGAACACUGACAUGUUACUCUUCUGAAAGAGCCACGUUUUGGUUUUAUUUCUUUGUCACAUGAUUUCUCGAUGGAUGAAAAGUACGAAAGGAAACUUUUAUAUCUGUUGCCUAGUUUUGUACAUGGAUCUCAUUUUACAAGAGAAUCUUCUCUGCAAAGAAGUUUUAAAAUGUACUGAAAGCAGAAUUCUGAAAUGAGUAAAGUUUGUAAAUGCAUAUAUAAAAAUAUUUAAUAAAUGAUGCAGAAUA
Lemur catta (Ring-tailed lemur) is the source of this 9755-nucleotide messenger RNA. It is a transcript of the gene ITPR1, whose product is annotated as inositol 1,4,5-trisphosphate receptor type 1. The coding region runs from base 352 to 8508 and encodes 2718 amino acids. Gene Ontology annotation, biological process: calcium ion transmembrane transport. The record is from RefSeq and is a predicted model, not a curated record. Gene Ontology annotation, cellular component: endoplasmic reticulum; membrane. The transcript is spliced from 59 exons. Gene Ontology annotation, molecular function: inositol 1,4,5 trisphosphate binding; inositol 1,4,5-trisphosphate-gated calcium channel activity. Lineage: Eukaryota; Metazoa; Chordata; Mammalia; Primates; Lemuridae.